Molecule: messenger RNA, 3233 nt
Organism: Etheostoma spectabile (orangethroat darter)
Lineage: Eukaryota; Metazoa; Chordata; Actinopteri; Perciformes; Percidae
Product: guanine nucleotide-binding protein subunit beta-4
Exons: 11
Coding region: 410-1447 (345 amino acids)
Biological process (GO): signal transduction
Molecular function (GO): protein binding
Source: RefSeq, a predicted model, not a curated record
UGUUGCCAUGUUCCCACUUUCAUGGGUGUGGUGAUUAGCUUACUUGGUGAAAAAUUUAGUCUAAUCCGACCAGAGUCGCGCUCCCUUUUCCCCCCUUUAAACCGAUUAAAUUGUCUCAAAAUUAACACGUCUGCCUUUGCGAUUUCUUUCAAAGCUGGGACCAUGGUUGUCGUAUGAAAACGGAUCGGUGUGACUCUGAUUGGAAGGACGGACAGAGCCAAAAAAGCCUUUUUCAGGUGUCAGCUGGCAAAUUGUGUGUGUGAGUGUCUGGGUGUGUGAGUGUGUGUGUGUGUGUGUGUGUGUUUGUUUGUUGUGUGUGUGUGUGUGUGUGCGCGUGUAGGCACGUGUGUUUUCCCAGCCCAGUCAGUAUUUGGAGAGGAGUGUGGCCUGAACGCAUCACAGAGAGACAAUGAGCGAGCUGGAACAGUUGCGGCAGGAAGCCGAGCAGCUACGCAAUCAGAUCCGGGAUGCCAGGAAAGCCUGCAGUGACUCCACUCUGUCACAGAUCACAGCUGGUCUGGACUCAGUGGGCCGGAUACAGAUGCGGACGCGACGCACUCUCAGGGGACACCUGGCCAAGAUCUAUGCAAUGCACUGGGGAAGCGACUCCAGUGACGGCAGUCCCAGGUUACUGGUCAGUGCCUCACAAGAUGGAAAGCUAAUUAUCUGGGACAGCUACACAACAAAUAAGAUGCAUGCCAUCCCGCUGCGUUCUUCCUGGGUGAUGACGUGCGCCUACGCCCCCUCUGGGAACUAUGUGGCUUGCGGUGGCCUGGACAACAUCUGCUCCAUAUACAGCCUGAAGACCCGUGAGGGCAACGUGCGUGUCACCCGAGAGCUACCCGGACACACAGGUUACUUGUCCUGCUGUCGUUUCUUGGAUGACAACCAGAUACUGACCAGCUCUGGAGACACCACUUGUGCAUUGUGGGACAUAGAGACAGGCCAGCAGGCCACUGCCUUUACCGGCCACACAGGGGAUGUGAUGAGUUUGUCUCUAAGCCCAGACUACAAGACCUUUGUGUCAGGAGCCUGUGAUGCCACCUCCAAGCUGUGGGACAUACGUGAUGGCAUGUGCCGGCAAUCUUUCACUGGCCACGUGUCCGAUAUCAACGCCGUCACCUUUUUCCCCAACGGGAAUGCCUUUGGCACAGGCUCAGAUGAUGCCACCUGCAGGCUGUUUGACCUGCGUGCCGACCAGGAGCUGAUGAUGUACAGCCACGACAACAUCAUCUGCGGCAUCACCUCUGUGUCUUUCUCCAAGAGUGGCCGACUGCUCCUGGCCGGCUACGAUGACUUCAACUGUAACGUCUGGGAUACUCUGAAAGGCGAGCGUGCAGGUGUGCUAGCGGGCCACGACAACAGAGUGAGCUGCUUAGGGGUGACAGAAGACGGCAUGGCUGUGGCCACCGGCUCCUGGGACAGUUUCCUCCGGAUCUGGAACUAAUCUCAAUCUCUGCCCGCCAACUUCCUCCUUCACAACCCCACCCCACAUAUCCCAACUCAUCUGCUGGGCUGGACCUGAGGGGUGCUCACUGUGUCAGCCGAAAUCCUCUCAACUCACCCCCAGUCCUCCUCUGUGCUGGCGACCUGCCCCCCUGUGAGAAAGUACCAACUCUUUCUACCUUUUCAGUGACGUUUUUUUUUUUUUUUUCCUCCACCCAGCUAUUACACAGAAACACAAAUACCCUUUCAGUAUAGUUGUCCCAAUCAAAAAUAAGAGAUUAGUAAUGAAAAACUGAAGGAAAAAAUAGACAAUUUUGCCCUUAUACCAAUUCUGUUUUAGAUAAAGAACAUCUGUUACCGUGACUAACAACAAACAAGAUGAUCGUCAGUGUGUAAUAUGUAAAUGUAUAUAUAAAGACAGUAUAUAUGUAUAGCAUUAUGUGUGUAUAUAUGCAUCAUAUAUGCAUAUAUAAUGUGUAUGUAUAUAUUUUUGUAGUUUAUUUCCCACCCUUGAGUUUUUUUUUAUGAUUUGGGGGUUAUAUUUCAACUGUACAUAUUCACAUUACAACAUACAACAUGAUGCCAGAAACACUUAUUGUAUCCUGUAUAAGUACCAGAUGUAGUGGCAGACAAUUUAGUCAUAUCAUAGUUUCAUUGAAAAAGUCUUUCAUUCACUCAUCCCUCACUCAUCCAGCAACAAAAGAGGAUUUAGCAAGUAAACAAAACAAUUUGCAGAAAUAUAAUUUGUCCCAGCUAAACUCACUUUCCUCAUUUGUAUGUGUAUUAUAGUUGGUAGCAGUGGGCCUCAUGUAUCCUGUUUCUACAAAUUCAUGUGAGUGAUGACAUUUUUAUUUAUUUUUACCAACACAGCCCCUGUCAUUCCUCACCACAGUUUUCAUUUGGAAGGAAACCGCCACAGUGCUAAACGCCAACAAGUUGUAUUUUUAAUUUUUUUUUCAGUCUGGAUUCAGCUUCAACUCCAAAGUAGAAACCAGUGAAUUUUAGGUUUAAGAUAGAUCAUUUUAUUUAACUGGAGACCCUGCCUUUGCCUCUACUCACAUGGACUGUGGUUUCAAAUCAUCGGAUGCUGAAUCCACAUCUGAAGACCACAUCCAUUCCAUGCAAAUCAACAGCUGUGUGAUAUUAGGAUUGAUAACCCAAAAAUAGUCCUAAAUAGAGGUUUUGCAUCAUAAUAUUUUCUGUGGCCUAUAGAAUCUACGCUUUUCCUAAGAGUUGAGACGAGCAUCUCAAGUUACCCGUACAAAUGACACUGAUGGAGAAAAGGCUUCGCAAAGAGAGACUUGUUCUCCCCAAGCAGAAGCCGUUUUCUACCUAUGAACCUGUAAUGGUGCUGAGACCUGUAUGGACACAUGGCAGAGAGCUCAGUCGUUUUGUGGGAAUAUUUAAAGGACCAUAAAGGACAGCAGUGACUCUGUCUGCGGCCUCUGAAGACUAGAGGAAAGAUGCAGAGAGAGAAAAACGAAAGAUGUCUGUCAUAGAUCCCCAUGUCAUUUUAAUCCUUUUUUUUUUUUUUCUUUUUUUUUCCUAAGCAAAGGAUCAACAGAUCUUUUUGUUGUCAAGGUGUGAACUGAGUGACUGCAUGGAAUUAAAAUCAUGUUAGCCACUCCUAAAUAACACCAUUGCCACCACAAGCCUGUAAAUAAAGAAAAAAAUGUUUUCUUUAAAGGGUUUAACAUUUUUAUUUUCUCACCAAAAACAUGUAUCGAACUGAAUAUUGCUUGUGAAGAAAGUACACUUGGUAGACAGAAAUGUACACUUAGUAGAGA